Messenger RNA from Lotus japonicus, 3989 nucleotides. RefSeq lists its product as uncharacterized. The record is from RefSeq and is a predicted model, not a curated record. NCBI's taxonomy places the organism in Eukaryota, Viridiplantae, Streptophyta, Magnoliopsida, Fabales, Fabaceae. Gene Ontology annotation, biological process: retrograde transport, endosome to Golgi; endocytic recycling. Gene Ontology annotation, cellular component: EARP complex. The transcript has 25 exons. Bases 368 to 3760 code for a protein of 1130 amino acids. Gene Ontology annotation, molecular function: SNARE binding.
UUCCUUCCUCAAACAAGCUCGAGCGAAUUCACUCUUUGACGAGUUGAUUAGGACAAUGGUGACCUUGAUAACUUUAAACUAACCCAAGUUUUGAUCUCAAUAUCCCUUAUUUUUUACUUCCUUCCAUGAUCUCACUCUGAAUAACGUAAAUUCCUGGUAAAGCAAUCAAACUAAACCACACCAGAGCCAUUCUCCAAUUCCCACUUUUCGUCACCAACGAUCGCAUUCACGCACUGUAGCAAGCAAAAACGGUGUGUGUUCAACAGCGAAACCACAUAACCAAUCCAAAAGUCCACGAACCAUCGUCAACAUUCCAUUUCCAUCAGAUCUCAGCCACGAACCACCGAAUCGAUGAUCAUGAACUGAGAUGCAGCCGAACUUGUUUCCAUUUGGAAGCGUGCUGGGGAAUCCGUUCAUUUUCGAUGCCGAUUUGAGUGACGGAGGAGUUGGAGUUGGAGGAGGAGGAGGGAUCGAUAGUUCUAGGGUUUUCUUCUUGCUUCCUUUCUUCUUGCUCUCACAGGGAGGAGCAAUGGAUUUGUCUAAAGUCGGUGAAAAGAUCUUGAGCUCCGUCAGGUCCGCCAGAUCGCUCGGCUUGCUCCCUCCCGCUUCCGAUCGGCCUGAGGUUCCAGCUCGAGCCGCUGCUGCAGCUGCUGUUGCUCGUGCUCUUGCAGGAUUACCUCCUCAUCAGAGGUAUAGUCUUUCAUCAAGUUCAGAAGAACUGAGUUCAAUAUAUGGAAGCAGACCUGGCCAAGUAGUGGAGGAACUGGAGAAUGAAUUUUAUGAGGAGGAUUUUGAUCCUAUUAAGCAUGUUCUGGAGCACAUUCCAGCUGAAGAAAAUGAGCUAUCUUAUUUUGAAAAACAGGCUGCCCUUAGAUUGGCACAACUGGAUAAAGUAGCAGAGCAUUUAUCUCGCCAUGUUAUGGAACAUCAUGAAGUAAUGGUGAAGGGGAUGAAUUUGGUCAGAGAAUUGGAGAAAGACUUGAGAAUUGCAAAUGUCAUCUGUAUGAAUGGAAGAAGACACUUGACAUCAUCUAUGAAUGAGGUUUCACGAGAUCUAAUUGUGAAUUCUUAUUCAAAAAAGAAACAAGCUCUUAUGGACAUGCUUCCUGUCUUGACUGAACUUCAACGUUCGUUGGACAUGCAAUCAAUGCUAGAAUCCCUUGUGGAGGAAGGAAAUUAUUGGAAGGCAUUUCAAGUCCUAUCAGAGUACUUGCAACUCUUAGACAGUUUGUCAGAGCUUUCAGCAAUACAAGAGAUGAGUCGUGGUGUGGAGGUUUGGCUAGGAAGAACUUUACAGAAGUUGGAUGCUCUUUUAUUGGAAGUAUGUCAGGAAUUUAAGGAAGAUGGCUAUAUUACAGUAAUUGAUGCGUAUGCAUUAAUAGGGGAUACCACUGGUCUUGCUGAGAAGAUACAGAGUUUCUUCAUGCAAGAAGUUAUAUCAGAAACACACUCAGUGUUAAAGGCUAUUGUGCACGAGGAUGAGGAGGGACUUGCGCAAAAUAGUAGGUUCACUUACAGUGAUCUAUGCCUUCAAAUACCUGAAUCUAAGUUUAGACAGUGCUUAUUAAGGACACUGGCUGUUCUAUUUGACCUUAUGUGUUCAUACCAUGAAAUUAUGGAUUUUCAGCUAGCGAGGAAGGACUCUGCAGCACAAGCUUCGAAUAUGUGCAAUGAAGACACUUCUUGUAGUCCAGGUGAGGCUCAGGAAGUUGAUUCAAAUAUAGGAGUCUGCAACAAUUCUAUGUCCACUUCUGGAGAUAUAAUAAAAGGCUCCUCUUCUGGGAAGGAAUCUUCGACAAUCAGUUCAAUCACUGAAACUACUGUAACUGCUGGUUCACCACACAGUGAUUCUCACGGUCCAGUUAAUGAGGCUGGACAGGAAGAAAAUUCAGUAUCAAGCAUUGAAUCCCCAUGGUACUAUCUUCGCAAAGAAGCCACAACAUUUGUUUCCCAGACCCUGCAAAGAGGACGCAAGAAUCUGUGGCAUCUCACUGCGAGUCGUGUGUCAGUAUUGCUUUCUUCUGCUGCAUCUUGUUCUGCAAGCAUUCAUCAAUUCUUGAAAAAUUAUGAAGAUCUCAGUGUAUUCAUUUUGACUGGUGAAGCCUUCUGUGGAAUUGAAGCAGUUGAAUUCAGGCAGAAGUUGAAGGUUGUUUGUGAAAACUAUUUCAUAGCUUUUCAUCGACAAAAUGUACAUGCACUAAAAAUGGUUUUGGAGAAAGAAACUUGGUUAAAAUUACCUCCGGAUACUAUACAAAUUAUCAGUUUUGCUGGACUGAUUGGUGAUGGAGCACCUCUGAUUUCUUUAUCCAGUGGUAAAUCAAUGAAUGUCAACGCAAUCCAUUCUGAUAAAUCAGUAAGCAUGGUACGUACCAGUUCUAGGAAGAGUGGGUUCUCUCAUUGGAUUAAAAAUGGAAACCCUUUUCUGCAAAAGUUAUCAACCUCCAAAGAAGGCCAUGGUCAUUCACAACCUAAUGGAUCAACCUAUGGUGAACUUGAUGGAGGUUCAACCAACAACAUUCAUGAUGAUAAAGUCUCCCCUAGAAAGAAUGGUUCCAAUCAAUUGAAUGGUGCCAACUCUGUUUCAGAAGAUGAAAAUGAGGAUCUUCUUGCUGACUUUAUUGAUGAAGACAGUCAACUUCCAAGUCGGAUUUCUAAACCCCAUCAUUCAAGAAAUCAUUCUCAUGGUAAUGAUGAAGAGAGUACAACACAAACGGGAUCUUCUUUAUGUCUUCUAAGGUCUAUGGAUAAAUAUGCAAGGCUAAUGCAGAAGUUAGAAGUAGUCAAUGUUGAAUUCUUUAAGGGAAUAUGCCAGUUGUUUGAAAUUUUUUUCUAUUCUAUAUAUGAAACAUUUGGUCAGCAGAACACUAAUUCAAGUGGAAAAAGCUCAACUAACUCUCUUAAUUAUCGCUUGAGGACAGCCUUAUCUAGAAUAAAUCAAGAUUGUGAAGAGUGGAUUAAACCUCAGUCGUCUUCACCAUCAUCUUUAAGUUCUUCAUUUGUACAUGCAGAGUUCACGCCUAUGAACCCUCCCAAUAGUAAUGUUGGUCACUCAUCAGGGACUUCUUUGGGUCUCAAGGAGAGAUGUGUGGCUGUUGACACUAUAUCUCUUGUUGCUCGAAUACUGAAUAGAUCCAAAGCUCAUCUCCAAUCAAUGCUCUUGCAAAGUAAUUCAACUGUACUCGAGGAUUUCUAUGUUCAUCUGGUUGAUGCUGUGCCAGAUCUUACAGAGCAUGUUCAUCGUACAACAGUGAGACUGCUGCUUCACAUUAAUGGGUAUGUUGAUCGUGUUGCCAAUUGUAAAUGGGAAGUAAAAGAACUUGGGAUGGAGCAUAAUGGGUACGUUGAUUUGUUGCUGGGGGAGUUUAAGCACUAUAAAACACGACUUGCACAUGGUGGAAUUCGUACGGAGAUUCAAGACUUACUGUUGGACUAUGGGCUUGAAAUUGUGGCGGAAGCUCUUGUUGAAGGACUUUCACGGGUGAAGAGAUGUAGUGAUGAAGGACGAGCUCUCAUGUCAUUGGAUCUGCAGGUUUUGAUCAAUGGGCUACAUCAUUUUGUGUCGUUGAAUGUGAAGCCCAAGUUGCAAAUGGUUGAAACUUUCAUUAAGGCUUAUUACCUUCCCGAGACGGAAUAUGUACACUGGGCACGAGCACACCCGGAAUACAGUAAAAGCCAGGUUGUUGGACUGAUCAACCUUGUUGCUACUAUGAAAGGAUGGAAGAGGAAAACCAGGUUGGAUAUAUUGGAAAAGAUUGAAUGAAUAGCUGUCUUUUGUUGUGUACGAAGUUAGGCAUAUAGAAUCUUGGUCUUUCAUUUUUGGCAGAGCUCCGUGUAAAGGUAAUGUAUAUUGCAAGGUAUUUAAUCCCUACUAAAUGGAGCAUUUUCCAUAUUUGUGCUUCUGGUGUCCUGUAGAUAGUCUCCUUUUAAAAUAAGCUGUAAUUGUACAAUAAUUUCUUUCAUAUAAGAAAUCUCCCACACUACACAGAUCA